Molecule: messenger RNA, 1817 nt
Organism: Glycine soja
Lineage: Eukaryota; Viridiplantae; Streptophyta; Magnoliopsida; Fabales; Fabaceae
Product: protein DETOXIFICATION 21-like
Exons: 8
Coding region: 168-1643 (491 amino acids)
Biological process (GO): xenobiotic detoxification by transmembrane export across the plasma membrane
Cellular component (GO): membrane
Molecular function (GO): antiporter activity; xenobiotic transmembrane transporter activity
Source: RefSeq, a predicted model, not a curated record
GUAUAGUGUGCGUCUAGUUGCUGUUCCUCUCGUGCAAGAGCAACGAUAAGAUAUAUACUCAUUCUUUUUUUUAUUUUCUGUUUUAAUAUCAGCCCCAAACUCCCUUGUGAACUGUUAAGUCUCUGAUCGAUCUUAAGAGUCCCCAACAACGACAUAAGACACAAAAAAUGGAGGGGAAUCUAGAGAAGAAGCUGUUGAGCAGAGAAAAAAAAUCAGAAGAAGAAGAAGAAGAAGAGAAAUUAUCAUUGGUGAAGAGGGUGUGGGAAGAGAGCAAGGUGAUGUGGAUAGUGGCAGCACCAGCCAUAUUCACAAGGUUCACCACCUUUGGCAUCAGUGUUAUAAGCCAAGCAUUUAUUGGUCAUAUUGGUUCAAGGGAACUCGCUGCUUAUGCUCUUGUGUUCACUGUCAUCAUACGCUUUGCCAAUGGUAUUCUGUUAGGAAUGGCAAGUGCGUUGUCAACACUUUGUGGACAAGCAUACGGUGCAAAAGAAUAUGACAUGAUGGGAGUGUAUCUUCAAAGAUCAUGGAUAGUUUUAUUCUUAACUGCAAUCUGUCUUCUUCCCCUGUUGAUCUUCACAAGCCCAAUUUUGACUAUCUUAGGCCAAGAUGAGAGCAUAGGACAAGUGGCAGGAACCAUUUCUCUUUGGUCAAUUCCUAUCUUAUUUGCUUAUAUUGUCUCAAACAACUGCCAGACAUUCCUUCAAUCUCAAAGCAAGAAUGUCAUUAUUUCAUUUUUGGCAGCUUUAUCAAUAAUCAUUCAUGUGUCCCUCUCUUGGCUAUUCACAAUGCAAUUCAAGUAUGGGAUUCCUGGGGCAAUGAUUUCAACAAUUUUGGCAUACUGGAUUCCGAAUAUUGGUCAACUAAUAUUUAUUACAUGUGGUUGGUGUCCUGAAACAUGGAAAGGUUUCUCUGUUUUAGCAUUCAAAGAUCUUUGGCCUGUUGCCAAGCUUUCCAUUUCAUCUGGUGCCAUGUUAUGUCUUGAGUUCUGGUACAGCACAAUAUUGAUUCUUUUGACUGGUAACAUGAAAAACGCCGAGGUUCAAAUUGAUGCUCUAUCUAUAUGUAUUAACAUCAAUGGAUGGGAAAUGAUGAUAGCAUUUGGUUUCAUGGCUGCAGCAAGUGUUAGAGUGGCAAAUGAACUUGGAAGAGGAAGCUCCAAAGCUGCAAAGUUCUCUAUAGUUGUGACAGUGCUUACAUCCUUUGUAAUUGGGUUUAUCUUAUUUCUUCUUUUUUUGUUUUUAAGAGAAAAAGUAGCUUAUCUCUUUACUUCCAACGAAGACGUGGCUACUGCUGUGGGGGAUUUGUCACCUCUGUUAGCUGUUUCUUUGUUACUAAAUAGUAUUCAACCUGUACUCUCAGGAGUGGCUGUUGGAGCAGGCUGGCAGAGCACUGUAGCAUAUGUGAACAUAGGAUGUUAUUACCUCAUAGGUAUCCCGGUUGGAAUAGUGCUUGGUAACAUUAUUCAUUUGCAAGUCAAGGGUAUUUGGAUUGGAAUGUUGUUUGGGACACUAAUUCAAACUAUAGUCCUAACUAUAAUCACCUACAAAACUAAUUGGGAUGAGCAGGUAAUUAUAGCCCGUAGUCGUAUUAAUAAGUGGUCUAAAGUGGAAUCUGAUCAUGAAACAACUACAUCAGAUAAUUAGUUUCAGAUUCCUAUUUAUAUCCUCAUUAUUUGUUUGCCCAGUGUUGUACAUUAGAUAAGUAUCACUCUCUUUUAAGUAGUCCUUAGACUAAUCAAACUAUAUGAGUAGUCCUUAAAGUAUUGAAUAUGCAUUAAUUUAGUCUCUGAAAUAAUAUAUUUUACUAAUUAUUAUUGA